Abrus precatorius (Indian licorice) is the source of this 291-nucleotide messenger RNA. Its product is annotated as salicylate carboxymethyltransferase-like. The transcript has 4 exons. Gene Ontology annotation, molecular function: S-adenosylmethionine-dependent methyltransferase activity. The record is from RefSeq and is a predicted model, not a curated record. Lineage: Eukaryota; Viridiplantae; Streptophyta; Magnoliopsida; Fabales; Fabaceae. The coding region runs from base 1 to 291 and encodes 96 amino acids. Gene Ontology annotation, biological process: methylation.
AUGAUUCUAAUGGGAAGAAGAAGCAAGGAUCCAUGGAGUAAGGAGGCUUGCUACAUUUGGGAACUUAUGGCUACGGCUCUUAAUCACAUGGUCCUACAGGGAAUCAUAAAGGAAGAGCAAGUAGAUACUUUUAACGUCCCUCAGUAUGCUCCAUCCCCAUUUGAAGUAAAAUUGGAGGUUCUUAAAGAAGAAUCAUUCAUCAUCAAUAGCUUGUGCAUGAGGGCUGUGGCAGAGCCUCUGCUGGUUAGCCACUUUGGUGAAGCUAUAAUUGAAGAGAUCGCAAUUAACUAA